CGCUCGCCGCAUACGUAAGUAAGUUCCGAAGCGAAAGGCCGCGUCUUAUCAACUUGCUAAUGUUAUUUGGAUAAAUAAAAUACGAUAACUUCGUUAAUGAGUUUGCGUCAGUUACAAAAUGGCGCUCAAGACAGGAGCUAGUUUCGUUCGGAUCAACGCUCUGCGCCAUGCAGUUAGGUUGAUGUCGACAAAUACGAGACCGGAAGCGGUACAAAAUGGGGUUAAAAUUGCAGAAUUUCCCGGAGUCAAGGCACCGUACGUAACGGAGAUUAAGUUCCUAAACGAGAAUAGUUACGACCCCAUCCCUAUUUAUCGCGUGUUGGACAACAAUGGCGAAGUUAUCGAUAAUAAGGAAGAGCCAAAUAUCGAUAAAGAUACUCUGGUUCAUAUGUACAAAACCAUGGUCCAACUUAACCAGAUGGACAAGAUCCUGUAUGAAUCACAGAGACAAGGCCGCAUAUCGUUCUACAUGACGAACUACGGCGAGGAGGGCAUCCACAUCGGUACCGCCGCAGCGCUCUCUCCAAAAGACCUGGUGUUCACGCAAUACCGAGAGGUGGGCAUGUUCCUGUACCGCGGAGUCACUGUCACCGAGCUCAUCAACCAAUGCUAUGGCAACCACGAAGACCCCGGCAAAGGCAGGCAGAUGCCGGUCCAUUACGGAAACGAGAGACUCAAUCUUGUCACCAUAUCCAGUCCUUUGGCCACCCAAAUGCCACAAGCGGUGGGCGCGGCGUACGCGCUGAAGCGAACUCCCGACAACGACCGCUGCGUGGUGUGCUUCUUCGGGGACGGCGCCGCGUCCGAGGGCGACGCGCAUGCUGCCUUCAACUUCGCAGCCACGCUCGAAUGCCCUGUUAUUUUGUUCUGCAGAAACAACGGGUACGCCAUAUCGACGCCGACGAACGAGCAGUACCGCGGCGACGGCAUCGGCGCGCGCGGGCCCGCGCUCGGGCUGCACACGCUGCGGGUGGACGGCACCGACACGCUCGCCGUCUACAGCGCCGUGCGCCGCGCGCGCCACCUCGCGGUCGGCAGCAACAAGCCCGUGCUCAUCGAGGCCAUGUGCUACAGAGUCGGCCACCAUUCAACAUCUGACGACAGCAGCGCCUACAGACCAGUGGAGGAAAUACAAAAGUGGACCAAAGAAGAGAGUCCACUGCAAAAGUUCAAGCUUUAUUUGGAACAAAAAGGUCUCUGGGACGCUGAUGCCGAUAAAUCAUGGCAGAAGGAAGCGAGAGACACGGUGUUACGGACGAUGCAAGAGGCAGAGAAGAAGAAACGCCCCAACUGGCGGGAGAUGUUAGAGGACGUCUACCAUGACAUGCCGCCGAGGAUCCAUAAACAAAUGCAGGAGAUGGAGCAACACUUGAAAAAAUACUCGGAACACUACCCGCUAGACCAAUACGAGAGCUAACGAAGCUAAUCAUUUAAACUUGGUUGAAUUUAUUACUUGAUUGUGGAUGCUAAAUAAAUUGGAUUUAUUUUA
Messenger RNA from Manduca sexta (tobacco hornworm), 1489 nucleotides. It is a transcript of the gene BckdhA, whose product is annotated as 2-oxoisovalerate dehydrogenase subunit alpha, mitochondrial. The transcript is spliced from 8 exons. Gene Ontology annotation, molecular function: oxidoreductase activity, acting on the aldehyde or oxo group of donors, disulfide as acceptor. The coding region runs from base 119 to 1417 and encodes 432 amino acids. Lineage: Eukaryota; Metazoa; Arthropoda; Insecta; Lepidoptera; Sphingidae. Gene Ontology annotation, biological process: branched-chain amino acid catabolic process. The record is from RefSeq and is a predicted model, not a curated record.